Haliotis rubra (blacklip abalone) is the source of this 5003-nucleotide messenger RNA. RefSeq names its product probable cytochrome P450 CYP44. Bases 50 to 1606 code for a protein of 518 amino acids. The record is from RefSeq and is a predicted model, not a curated record. The transcript is spliced from 11 exons. Gene Ontology annotation, molecular function: heme binding; oxidoreductase activity, acting on paired donors, with incorporation or reduction of molecular oxygen; iron ion binding. NCBI's taxonomy places the organism in Eukaryota, Metazoa, Mollusca, Gastropoda, Lepetellida, Haliotidae.
UGGAUCAGCUGAUAGCUCGUAUGUAGCCAGACCACCGCCUUUGAGCCUGAUGAAGGCACUACGACGCCUUGUCGCCCAGUUUCGCCACUCAUACCAUGACAUCCUGGUCAAAACACAAGCCACAGCAGCCGCAGCCGUCGCGCCAACCGAUGUCGUUACCAAAGACGUCAAGCCCUACGAGACCAUACCUGGGCCAAAAGGAAUAUGCAACUGGACCCGAUUUGGCGCGAUGCUGUAUUUCAAACCAUUCACAAAUUUCGAGCCUUCUACAAUCCACUUGUUGUUUGAUCACCUCCACGACAAGUACGGUCCCGUGGUCAAAGCUCGAAUGGGUAAAUGGACAGUUUAUAUAGAGGAUCCCGCAGAUAUAGAAACUGUCUUUAGAAACGAGGGACGCAUGCCCAUACGACCACUUCCGCAUCUGCAUGUGCACUACAGCAAAACCAGAGGGAUAAUACCAGGCUUGGCGUCAAUGCAAAAUGAAGAGUGGUACACCCUCAGAAAGGCUGUGAAUGCCAAGUUAAUGAAGCCAAACUCUGCGCUUCGUUACCUGGAUGCGCAGAACGAAGUCGCUGAUGAUCUUGUACGGAAACUGACUCAUCACAACUUUACUCCAGACGAGUUGCAAACUGUCUUCUCCAAGUAUGCGUCCGAAAGUAUUUGCGUUGUUGCAUUCAACAAGCGACAGGGCCUUUUGGAUUCAGACAUGGACAAACAAGUCGAUGAAUUCUUCAAUAACAUUGGACUUUUUUUCGACUUGUUUAUGAAAGGUUUCCAUGCACCUCCUUUGUAUUUUGGACUGUUCGAGACCCCCCUGUACAAGCAGUAUUCAAAGGUUGUGGAUUACAUCAGAGAACGGGUCGGUGUUUUACUUUGUGAGGCAAUUGAGGAUUUGAAACAGAAGGAGAAGAUGGGUCUGCUGAAUGAAGAAGAACCCAACUUCCUAUUGUCGCUGCUUGGCCAUGGGACAUUCGGCAUGGCGGAGAUUGAGAUGAUCGUCCUGGACCUGUUUAUAGCCGGAACAGAUUCAACCGCAAAGAACCUCCAGGUGUUUCUGUACAACAUUGCCCGGCACCCCGAGGAACAACAAAAACUCUUUGAAGAGAUACACUCUGUAAUGGGAGACUCAGGCCCUCUUACAGAAGACCAUUUGGGGAAGCUUGGCUACCUGAAGGCCUGUCUCAAGGAGUCCUUCAGGUUCGUGUAUCCUACCGCGUCUGGCACUGGUCGAUUCAUCCCGAAAGACUUGGUGUUGGGUGGCUACAAUGUCCCGGCCGGGACGCUGAUUGUGAUGAGUAACCAGCGGACAGUGAGAAACAAGAAAUAUUUUGAUCGUCCUGAUGAGUUUAUCCCUGAACGCUGGCUCCGAGAUGAACAUGGCAACAGACAACGCAUGAUCCCACCCAUGACUCUGCUGCCCUUUGGAUUCGGACCCAGAAACUGUCUGGGGAGGCGGUUUGCUGAGCAGGAGAUAUAUCUGGCGGCUGUAAAGUUGAUUCAGAAAUUCAAAAUUGAGUUGGAGCCCGAUCACGAGGACAUGGAAGUUGAAUACUUCACCUUUGUCUCCCCGACUCGGCCAGUCAGGUUCAAGUUCACCAGACGCUGAGAUGUCACGCUGCUUCUGAUUGGUGCUAGUAGUAAAGGGAUUGGCCAAUGAGGACCAGGGCUUUAGUUCAAUGCAUACAUGUACAUAUAUGUCAAUUUUAACACGAAAGUUGAGGAAAUACUUUUUAGCCUUAAUGUGCCAUAUUUUGUGUACAAAUAUGUACACCUUACAUAUGUUUUGUUUUGAUACUUUGCUUUCUUCGUGCAGGUAUAUUCGGUUAAGCACAUUUGUUGCCUUACGUUUUGCUCAUUAAACGUAUUUCCGUUAAUAAAUUAAUGCAAGAUGUGAAAAAGACAUUUCUAUCAUUGUGAAGGGAAACAUAACAAACAUACUGGUGUUUUGUAAAUGUGAACUAGUGCGGACAAGUAUAUCUGCAAACAUUCCAGACAAGAGGACCUACUAUACACAACACAGCUGUCUAUAUAUGUCCAAGUGUUAAUUAAUUAGUAUAUACUAGUAUUUUACAUACUUCCAUAUUUCGCAAAAUAUAAGUGUCAUUCAUCAUGUCUUUUUCCUGGAAUCUACGGUAUAUAUUCGUACCGUAGAUUAUACCGUGACUAUAUACCGUAGAUUCAAGGAUAAAGAAUAAGGUAAAAGUCAUAUAACCCUGAGUUUAAUAAUAUGUUGUGGUAUCAUUGUCGCAGAGGGGCGGUGGGGUAGCCUAGUGGUUAAAGCGUCCGCUCGUCACGCUGAAGACCCGGGUUCGAUUCCCCACAUGGGUACAAUGUGUGAAGUCCAUUUCUGGUGUCCCCCGCCGUGAUAUUGCUGGAAUAUUGCUAAAAACCAACUCACUCACUCAUUGUCGCAGAUGUCCCGUUCUUCAUUUUCCGUCACCCGGUGUUACUGUCAGAUUAGUGACCGCUCUAAAAGCGUUACGUCCUAACAUUUUAUGCCCGCUUCAUUUGAUUCACUGCUGUUACAAUUGAUUUCACACAAUAGAGGAGCCAACGGACACAUGCACAUGUUACAUGAAAUCAGAGUACCAGUCACAUUGUGCUGAAGAAACUACCAUUUUACGUCCGCUUCUUGUUUUUGUUUAUCAUAACGUUGUUUUCGCAAUACCGAGACUAUCAAGAGUGUACCGAAGAUUGUUAGUCAGAUAUAUUAUUCCUAGGUGUAUGUACUUUGACAUAUAUUUAUUUCACUCAGUAAUUAUUUUAGAAAGGGUGUUGUAUAUAACGUGACAACAUUUUUUGGAUUUUAUACUACUCAAAAUAGCAUAAGAAACCCGAUUAUUUCAUAAUACUGUUGUGAAUGUUUUGUUUGGGUAUUAUAUAUACUGAGGAAUAUUUUCUCAACCUUAUGGUUUGUUAUGGUGUUGACUUAUGAAGAAUCCGUAAAUGUUUGAGCUCUGUAAGAAUUUAGAUGUCGGAAUUCCUUCCUUUCUUGCUUCCUUCCUUCAUUCAUUAAUGAUAUUUGGAAAAUCAUCAAAACCUUCAGAAAUCGUUAUGAGAGUCAAGCUAUCAGAUGAUGUAUAUGACACCUAUUACACUGGUCAGUUUAACAGUUGUACAAAUGAUUGUAUAGAAUUUCAUGUGACCAUUUGUUUUAUUCUUUUGACCCAAGCAGUUUUCCUAAAACAUGUUAGACAAUCGCUUGACAUCUGAUAUUUUCCAAACUGAACCUUCUCAUGUCCAGUCAGUCAAUUCGUUUUAUGAUUUAAACAUUUUGUAUCAUCACUGAAAUUAAUAUAAACAUCUUUUCAUAACCAUCUAUAGCGGUUUCUCACAAAGGAUAUAACACGUAAAUUGUGCACUUGACAGUGAUGAUAUGAUAAUCAGUACUUAUGGGAAACGUUUUGAUACGACCUUAUUAAACAAGUGAAUGUAUUUUUCAUAUUUAUUGUUUUCUUGUUGGUUUAAAACGCUUUGUUUCUUUUUCUGAAAACCUGCAACUAGAAAACACAGUUAUGCAGCUAACACUACCCACAGCUUUCCUCCUUCCACUAGAAUAUUCCAACCCACCGACCACCCCUCAACACACACCCUACAUCCCACACUUGUAACCAUACACCCCACAGCCCGAAGACCACCAACCUAAACCCUACACCCCACAAGCCACACCCGACGCCCUACACUAUAUACUCUACACCCUAUUCCCAACACCCAAAAAUCAACACACUACUUCCAAAACCCCACAUCCCACAAUCUGCACACAUCACCAUACACCCCACCACAUCCACCAAACCACACGCAGCAACCCACAUCCAACCCACCCACAGCAUCUCAAACAUGCAACAAAUCCCAAGUCAAAUCUUACUUAUUUCUAUUUUCAGAUAUAUGUUCUGUUACCGAAGAAAGCCAUACGAUGUAGAUAAUAUUUCGUGCUAAUUUAAAGGAUUGUUGAUUGUGCUACAGGAUCGUAUUUAAAUAUGAACAAUUAUUGAUUGUUGCCUUAAAUGACAAUUUCCUUGAUGGAAAGCGAUGGUUUGUUGAAAUGUAUAUCAAUGUUACCUACGUGAUGAGUGGAAUGAGUGGAGUAUAUGAUUAGCUAUGAAGGGCUAACUCUGUUAGUUGUAUACAUAUUUGUAAAUUGUGUAAUAUAUUGGUUUCCUGACACUUUACCCCCUGAGGAGAGUUCUGUUGUUUCACAAACUAAACACUGGUAUAUCCGCAACAGUCGUUUCUAUAAUACUUCCGAACUUCUUUCGUUUUUCAUUUCGAGCCUUGAGGUAUGCACAUAAAUAUAAAUAUACUUCGUAUCUAUGGAGCUUCGGAUAUAACAAAGACGGAUGAAGCGAAAUUUCGUUUAUAUACAAAUCGGAUUCAGUAGUAUCACGUGCAACUGCUGGUGAAGGUCCUCAUCUGCAUGUUGGUCAUUGAUACCUUGUAAUUUCAUAAACUUAAAAUAGUGUUUGAGAUUACUCCCUUUAGUAUUCAAGACACAUGUGGUCGUGAGUCGAAUCCCGGUUAGUUACGAUUAUGUUUCCGGGUUUGUCAGCUCCGGUGUAAAACGUCUGAGACUUGCAUCGCUUCGUAAUAUAAGAGGCCAUGAUAUAACUAGAGUAAAACCAGCUGAUCGCUCACUCACUCACUUGUGCACAUGCUUCUUGUAUUCCGCCAUCUUUGUUCAGUAUAUAUAGUAUAAUACCCAUGACGCGGAUUUAUAUUUCUUUCAAUAAGGAAUCGUAUCGCUCAUCCAAUUAAUGUGUUAACCUAGGGGACAUUUUGCUUAUAAAGUAUAGAACAUUUGCAUAUAUUUACGUGUGCCGCAAUGCUUACCUUUACAAUACCAUACAAUUCCCAUUUUUUAUUUCCUAUUUAUUCACGGAAACCCGUCGAAAUGUAAUUACCUAUUCGUAACCUGAAUUACAUGAUGUAAGAGAUGUAAGUAAAUUAAAUAUACUGGAAAAAUAGGCAGUGACAUUGUUGGUGAAUAAACGUUACACUUGAAUGUA